This is a messenger RNA of Anoplophora glabripennis (Asian longhorned beetle), 888 nucleotides long. RefSeq lists its product as uncharacterized. Gene Ontology annotation, cellular component: nucleus. Lineage: Eukaryota; Metazoa; Arthropoda; Insecta; Coleoptera; Cerambycidae. The transcript is spliced from 4 exons. The annotation marks the transcript as partial. The record is from RefSeq and is a predicted model, not a curated record. Gene Ontology annotation, molecular function: zinc ion binding.
UUGAGGUUAAACAACCAACGAAAGUCACUGCACUGCUUUGUAUUUAGUAUUUACAUUUCAAAGGAAAUUAUAAUGACUGGUGUUCCAGAAACUUCAUGUAGGCUUUGCCUUGAAAAUAUAACCGAUAAAGGUUUUGAAGUGACAAACAACAUUAUCAGAGACAUUCUAGACGUACUUUUGCUGAAAUUGAAACUUGAUAGCGAGGGCAAAGAGGUGAUGUGUAAUGUUUGCAGAAGAAAGUUAAAUGAGGCGUUAGAAUUUAAAUCAAUGUGUCUGAAGACGAAUAACACAAUUAUUCCUUACGUGGAUAGCGAAAAAAUGUUACAGCUCGACUUAAGAGAAGUGUACAUGCGGGAAAAGAAAAGUGAAUUAGUUUGCGGUCAGAAAAUAUGUCGAUUGUGUAUGCACCCAGUAGAAAGUGACUUUACGUGCAUACAUGAGGAGGAACUUGCAGCUAUUGAGAAUUUGGCUCCGGAAAUGAAUAUAAAUAUCGUCAAAGAUCCCGUCAUGUGUAAGCCAUGCUUCGAUUCUCUGUGUAUCCACAACAAUUUCCUUAAAGAUUGCUUAGUGGCAGAGGAGAAAAUUAAAAAUAUUUUUGAUAGUUCCGCCACAGAAAGUCAAAUAGAUACGUCUCCACUCGAUUUAUUCGUUAAGACUGAAAACCUGGACGAGGAAUUCGAUAUUAACGAGAUGGAAAUGUCGAUUAAAACUGAAUGUGUCGAUAUAAAAUCGGAAGAUGAGGGAAGAAGUGACAUGCCAGUGCAAAGCUCCGAUAUUGUACCAUUCGAGGAGAGUGACCGUAAAGAUCAAGAAGAGGAUGGAUAUAAACAUGAGAAUGGAUCAGCGAAUAAAUGUAAUACGAAAACCAAGCGUCAGGUGAAACACAAA